Molecule: messenger RNA, 3782 nt
Organism: Oncorhynchus kisutch (coho salmon)
Lineage: Eukaryota; Metazoa; Chordata; Actinopteri; Salmoniformes; Salmonidae
Product: zinc finger protein 37-like
Exons: 3
Coding region: 397-2256 (619 amino acids)
Biological process (GO): regulation of transcription by RNA polymerase II
Molecular function (GO): DNA-binding transcription factor activity, RNA polymerase II-specific; RNA polymerase II cis-regulatory region sequence-specific DNA binding
Source: RefSeq, a predicted model, not a curated record
CCUUACAAUGUGUGUAUAAGGUAGUCCUUGUGAAUUUGUUAGAUUAAUUGUUAGAUAUUACUGCACUGCCAGAACUAGAAACGCAGGCAUUUAGCUACAUUCGCAUUAACAUCUGCUAACCAUGCGCAUGUGAGCAAUAAAAUUUGAUUCGAUUUGAUGUUGCCGUUUUCCUUUACUACUGAUCUGUAGGCUGCCUUGCACAGUAAACUCCCAUCCAGCUGGCGGCCCUGUUGUGUUUCUGGGUUCGUCACCAACUAGAACAAAGAACGUCCUAAGAUUCCUUGACUAGAACACGGAAGUAGGAUUGGUAACGAGUUUUUUUAUUGUUCCUUGUGUGGAGUAAAGAAAGACAUACUUACUGAACUAAAUAGGCUACCCAUCUCUAAUUUUAUUAAAAUGUCUAAACUACAGAUGUUGUGUGUGUUUUUAAACGAGCGUUUAACGGCGGCUGCUGUAGAUAUUUUUGGGGCAGUUGAGAAAACGGUAGAGGAGUACCAGGAGGAGAAUGAUCGGCUACGGAGACUGCUGGGGAGGACACCGGUGAUACCUCUACGUCAAAUAGAACCUGUGCAGCUCUCUGUCUCUGAAGAGGAGGUUCCCCCUGAGCAGCAGCACUGUGAGCAGGAGUGGAGCCCCAGUCUGGGGCAGAAGGACCCAGAUACCAUGCAGAUUAAAGAGGAACAGGAGGAAGUCAGGACCAGUCAGGAGGAAGAGCAGCUUCAAGGUCUAGAGCCUGAUAUCAUGAAGUUCAUAUUUACUCCUUCCUGUGUGAAAAGUGAAUGUGAUCAGGAGGACCCACAUAGAGAUCCCAUACUUGCUGAACACCCAACUCUCCUGAAAAUGUCUAAACUACAGUCGUUUCAAGAGUUUUUAAAUGAGCGUUUAACGGCGUUUGCUGCUGUGGAGAUUUCCGGGGCAUUUGCUAAAAUGAUAGUGGAGUACCAAGAGGAGAAUGAUCGGCUACGGAGACUGCUGAGGAUCACACCAGAGAUACCGCUAUGUAGAAUAGACUCCCUGCAGCUCUCUGUCUCUGAAGAGGAGGUUCCCCCUGAGCAGCAGCACUGUGAGCAGGAGUGGAGCCCCAGUCUGGGGCAGGAGGACCCAGAGCCCAAACAGAUUAAAGAGGAACAAGAGGAAGUCAGGACCAGUCAGGAGGAAGAGCAGAUUCAAGGUCUGGAGCCUGAUAUCAUAGGGUUCAUUUUCUCUCCUUCCUGUGUGAAAAGUGAAUGUGAUCAGGAGGACCAAACCCAGACUGUGGAGAACAGAGAGAGAGACUCUAAACUAGUGGAUCUCAAACCUUUUGUCACUGUGACCCACAUUAAGGGUCUCAACAUUCCCUGUGACCCUCCAGAUAAUCAAAACAAUGCCUCCAGACACAGCUCAGCUGUAAGCAAUGACCCAGUAGGACUUGACAGUAGCCCACCAUUGGAUCCCAGCCCACCAAUGGAUCCCAGCCCAACAUUGGGGGAACACUGUUCCAAACCCAGCACCACGCCUAGAAAAACUCACAGCUGCCGUGACUGUGGUGAAACAUAUGCUCUGAAAGCUGAUCUGCAGAGACACGUGACUCUCACCAAGAAGAGACCCAGUGAAUGUAGAUUCUGCAAGAAACGCUACAACUCCACCUGUAAACUGAAGGCCCAUGUCAGGCUCUGUCACAGUGGUAAACCCUGUGUCUGCCCUGUUUGUGGAAAGAUCUUCAAACAAAAAGGGCAUCUGUCCAGACACAUGAGGAUUCACACAGGAGAGAAACCAUUCAGUUGUGGUGACUGCGGGAAAAGCUUCCGUCUAAAGGGGCAUCUAACCAGGCACAAACUGAUUCACACAGGGGAAAAUCCAUUUAGCUGUGGUGAUUGUGGGAAAAGAUUCAGUCUCAAGCAGCAUCUAACCAGGCACAAACUGAUUCACACAGGAGAGAAACCUUUUAGCUGUGUCGACUGCGGGAAAAGCUUCAAUCUCAAGAAGACACUAACUGAACAUAUACGGACUCACACUGGAGAGAAACCUUUUAGCUGUGGUGACUGUGGGAAAAGCUUUAGUGUCAAGAAGACACUAAUUGAACAUAUACGGACUCACACAGGAGAGAAGCCAUAUAGCUGUGGUGACUGUGGGAAAAGCUUCAGUGUCAAUAGGAACCUAACUAAGCACAAACUGACUCACACAGGAGAGAAACAACAUGGCUGCUCAGUCUGUGGUAAAAGAUUCAUUCAGAAGACUAAUCUGUUGAGGCAUGUCAAAAACAACCACAAAGAAUGAAAACAAGACAAAGGAACAAAGAAAGUAAAUGAGGACAUAGACACAGAGAGGGGACUAAGAGAGUAUUGAGAUACACCCAAGAUCCCCAGUGGACCAACUCUAACUGGUUCUCCUGAUCCUGCUCAGUUCAAUGUCACAGUAAUGAUAUAAUGUGGCUGUUGUCUGAACCUAACAGGCAAUGUUGCUGCUCUUUGUGUAUGAAAUGGACAAUCUGCAGUUCAGACAACCACCAGUUUUUAGGUGAACAACUGAGGGAUGGUGCUGGAGAGUUGUAAACACUCAAAUUCAUAGACGGAUAUCAAAUUUGCCUGUUGCUACUUUGUUCCUUAAAGGAACCAUUAGAGGUGUCCACUACAAUGCAAGAUUUAGUAAGCUAGAGAUUUAGUAAGCUAGAGAUUUAGUCAGCUAGAGAUUUAGUCAGCUAGAGAUUUAGUCAGCUAGAGAUUUAGUCAGCUAGAGAUUUAGUCAGCUAGUUAACUAAGUAAACGUUGUAUGGAGAAAGAGAGAAACACCAAAUGGGCGUGGUCUAAUUGACUCAACGACCAAACAACGUACGUAAGUGUAGAUUUCUUAAUGAGCCAGAAGAUCUCUAGGUAUUUCUGGUUGAUUGUCAAAGUGAUGUAAAUGUUCAGACACAUCUUUGGAUGCCAGGACUGAUCACCCAUGAGAUCAAAAUAAUAGUUUUAACCAUAUUAUGUGGCUAUGCAGUAUUUGGUUGACAUUUUAGGUUCAUAUGUUUUGUGUUCUGAUGGGGGGAUGACUGUCCAAAGUCCAAGAUUCGAUGUACCAAUCACAGAUUGCCCCUUAAAACCCCCUAGAGUUGAUUGACGCACCCGUGCGUCACAGGGCGACGUCAUUUUGAAUACAGAAUAUCUCCCUGCGUAUUUAUUAUCGUGGCUGCUGCUCCAUCACAGGGCGACGUCAUUUUGAAUACAGAAUAUCUCCCUGCGUAUUUAUUAUCGUGGCUGCUGCUCCAUCACAGGGCGACGUCAUUUUGAAUACAGAAUAUCUCCCUGCGUAUUUAUUAUCGUGGCUGCUGCUCCAUCACAGGGCGACGUCAUUUUGAAUACAGAAUAUCUCCCUGCGUAUUUAUUAUCGUGGCUGCUGCUCCAUCACAGGGCGACGUCAUUUUGAAUACAGAAUAUCUCCCUGCGUAUUUAUUAUCGUGGCUGCUGCUCCGUCACAGGGCGACGUCAUUUUGAAUACAGAAUAUCUCCCUGCGUAUUUAUUAUCGUGGCUGCUGCUCCAUCUCCUCUUUCCGGCGACAUGAAGUGUGCAGCUAUUCAAUAACACGGUAACUCGUGAAAGAGGACAGGAGAAGCUCUGGACAAGAAAAUACUCACAGAAUCAUGUGUUAAUCCCAAACCGUGAUGUCUGAACCUAUGAUGCAAACUAAUGUCACCAAUGUCGAAAGGAGAGACUUUGUUUGGCUCUAUGACAUCUACAAGUCUAAGUGCCCUCUGAACUCUGUCAACGGACUACGUCAUUUUCAAGAGGUGUCACAAAAAAACGACUGUCCCGACCAA